AUGCGGAGUCGUAAGCGGGACGUCGGCGAUCACGUGGUAACUGAGGGCGGCCGGGCAAAGGGAACCGGCGACGCAUGCGCAGUGUCUUCUGUGCCGCUGCAGCGCUCCCCGCUCGACUUCGGGACCGGCUCCGGCGGCACGGUGGGAGCUGCGGUCUCCCGUCUCUCCCGGGGUGUGCGCGGGGGGAAUAACGUGAAGAUUUUUGGGGCGAAAGCGCAGAAAUUAGCCAGGGUCGUUCUCCGGGUAAACUGGGGCACCGGAAGUAGAGGGCGACCGGGCUGUUUUCGACGGCGCACCACCCGGACCGGAAGUGCUGCGAAGCAGCCCCCAAAAAAAGAUGGCGGCGCCAGGACCGGAAGUCCUCCAAAGGCCCUACACAAAGAUGGCGGCCCAGCCCGGAAGUUCGCCCCGAGGCCACACUCAAGAUGGCGCCGCCAGGACAGCAACUUAGCCCAGGCCACACUAAAGAUGGCGAAGCGGAGGACACCCCGUCCGCGGCUUUCCCCGCAGCGCCGUCUGCGCCUGCCGGGGCCGCGCCUGCCCCGGGCGCCGCUGGCCGGGGCGGAGGGGCGGGAUGGCGGCGCCGGCCCGCUGGGUGCUGUGCCUGGGCACGGGCGGCUGCCGGCGGCGGACGGGGUGGCGGAGCACAUGCUGCGGCUCUACGAGCAGUCCCUCGGCAGCCGGGACCCGCCGGCCGCGGCAGGGCCGCCGCUCCGCCGGGGCAACACCGUGCGCGCCUUCCGCCCGCUGCCCGCAGGGAGGUUGGAAGGGCAGGAAAUGUACGUUUUUAACUUGACGUCACUCACGGAGUCUGAGAACGUCCUGUCGGCCUCAGUGUAUUAUUAUAUUGGAGAUCUGCUGCGGGUCAAGUGGAACUCCUCCCAGCCCAGCAGCUGCUCUCAUCACAGCCAGAGGAGACCUGACAUUCACAUAUGUCUGUCGGUUUGGACCUUUCCUUCUGUUGGGAACCAGCCUCGGAGCCUGGGACAUUUCCUAAUCAACGUCUCCACUGCUUCCCAGGACGUCCUUUCCUGGCAGUGGGAGGACAUCACUGGACUCCUGCAUGAAGCGAAGCGAAACAACGAACUGCUGAUCGGUGUCAAAAUGACUCUGAGGAGCCACCAGCCCUGGGAGAGGGCACCUCCUUGCUGUGAACCCUACAUCCUGAUCUAUGCCAACGACUCCGCCAUCUCAGAACCAGAGAGCGUCGUCUCCACUCUGCGAGGGCACCGUCACCCUCUGGCAGGAGCCUUUCCCAGGGCAGACGGCCGGGUGAGGAGCAGCCUUGGGAAGCGCCGGAGGACACGCUCUGCAGACACCCUGUUGCCUUUGCAGAACAACGAGCUGCCGGGGGCUGAGUACCACUAUGGCCAGAAGGAGAGAUGGGGAGGCAGGAAACCCUACAAAACCUUCCAGCCACAGUUAGCAGAGAGGGCCAGGAGUAAGAAAAAGCCAAGGAAGCCUCCUGGCCAGCAGAGGCAGACUCUGCAGUUCGAUGAGCAAACGCUGCAGAAGGCGAGGAGGAAGCAGUGGAACGAGCCCAGGUCCUGCGCCCGGCGCUACCUCAGGGUGGACUUUGCAGACAUCGGCUGGAGCGAGUGGAUCAUUUCCCCCAAGUCCUUCGAUGCCUAUUACUGCUCGGGGGAAUGCCAGUUUCCCAUCCCAAAGGCCCUGAAGCCGUCCAACCACGCCACCAUCCAGAGCAUCGUGCGAGCCGUCGGAGUCGUGCCCGGCGUCCCCGAGCCCUGCUGCGUUCCCGACAGAAUGUCCUCUCUCAGCAUCCUGUUCUUGGAUGAGAACAGGAACGUGGUGCUGAAGGUGUACCCCAACAUGACGGUGGAGUCGUGUGCGUGCAGAUAACCCCGGGAGGCCCCUCUGCCACGGCCGUGUUUGAGGCAGGGGCUGGGCAGGGCUCUCCUCACACCCACGCUUGGGUGGCACUGCCCGUGCGUUGCCUCGGGACAGAAAAGAAACUGUGACCCAAUCCAGACCACGAGGAUGGCAAUGGAAUGGAUUCCAAGGGGAGAGAGGACCAACUUCAUUGCUCUGGGAAUGUGACCAACGUGCAAGUCUCGGCGAUGGGACCUGACUGUUCCUGUGGAAAUGGAGAGAUGAAGGAGGAGGGAUUUGUAGGUUUUCCAGACUGCCAGAAGGACACAGUGAUCUAUUUUUAUACGAGAUUUUGGAAGCAGCACGAACUGUUAAUUGUUCUCUCUGUCCUUACAGGGACUGAUGGAUGGGGGGGUUAGAGGUGUAACAUUCUUCAUUGUAAAGCUGAGCUUCUUGCCUUGGGUUCUUGGGUAGUGCAGCGAGGAGGGCAAAUCAAUCUGACACCCUAAAAGGUAAUGCAGCUUAGCCGUGCAUCUCCUGGGUAUGACAUGCCAGCUCACCCUGUCUGUCUGUUCAUUUUCAUUGCCUUAUUCUUUGGAAUUCAGCUUUUUGGAGCUCAGUGCCCUCCCUUGUGAGAACCCAACCCUUGAGUGCUGAGUUCAUAGCUGGGAUUUCUCAAAAGCGCAGAUUUUCUGUCCUGGACAAGUUUUCCUGCUGUGGCAACUCAGCUGGCCAGGGAUAUGAAAGUAUCACACUCGGAGAAGCAUCUGGGCAAUUUGUUCCUAACAAGUGUUCUAGAACACAGUUCAAAUAAUCUUGGAGUUUUCUAACUGAAAGGAGGUUGUUUCCAGGUGGGGAUCAGCCUCUUCUCCCAGGUAACAAGCACCAGGAGAAGUCAUAGCCUCAAGCUGUACCAGAGCAGGUUCAGGCUGUACAGCAGGAAGAAUUUCUCCAUGGAAGGGCUGGUCAGGCACUAGUUUGAUUAGUGCCCUGUUGUUGCUUGUAAAAACAGCAUUUUCAAAUGAUUUCUGAUGAAACAUUUAUCUUUGUUCAGGCUGUCAUUUAAAAAAAAAAUUGAAAAUCAUCCUCCAGCAGAAGUUAUUUUGUAUAUGGAAAGUUUUACAAAUGCUCUUUAUUUAUUUUAUUUGUGUGUCCCUCUUGUCCACUUAAUGUAUCCUUCUUUAUCUCAGCACUCUUUCAACACUGCAGUUUUCUUUGUCAGUGCAAAGAUGAAGUGGCAGGACCAUAGUGGAGUUCCAAGGACAGGUGCACCUGCACUGUCAAGGGUGUGUUUCACUAGUGCUGGAUAAGCUUUGCCUGACCUGUGUUUUUUCCCUUCAGUAAUGGGAAAGUUUCGCUGGGAACUCUGUAGAAAAUAGAAAAUAAAAUUACUUUUUCAAAAGAAAAUUCUCUUUUUUCAGCGUGGCGUUCAGAUCUUUCAGAGCACAUUGUGCCAGCUCUCGUUGUGCAGGGAAUAACUCCUGUCAGCAGCAAGGUCCCGACUGAAGUGGCAGCUGCAGUUGUUCCUGUGGUGUGGGCCAGUGGAAUUGCAGGAGAGUGGAAGAGGGCAGAACCUGUAGGUAUUACCCCUACUGUGGGA
Messenger RNA from Corapipo altera (White-ruffed manakin), 3430 nucleotides. RefSeq names its product bone morphogenetic protein 3 (gene BMP3). Gene Ontology annotation, biological process: SMAD protein signal transduction; BMP signaling pathway. Lineage: Eukaryota; Metazoa; Chordata; Aves; Passeriformes; Pipridae. The record is from RefSeq and is a predicted model, not a curated record. Gene Ontology annotation, cellular component: extracellular region. The coding region runs from base 1 to 1860 and encodes 619 amino acids. Gene Ontology annotation, molecular function: growth factor activity; cytokine activity. The transcript is spliced from 5 exons.